Durio zibethinus is the source of this 1859-nucleotide messenger RNA. RefSeq names its product RING/U-box superfamily protein. Lineage: Eukaryota; Viridiplantae; Streptophyta; Magnoliopsida; Malvales; Malvaceae. Gene Ontology annotation, cellular component: Golgi apparatus. The record is from RefSeq and is a predicted model, not a curated record.
AAUUGGCAAAAGCCGCAAAUCGAAGAAAGGUUUUCUUUUCAGUGUAGUUCGCGUGAACCAACACAAAGACUCAUCAACUAACUCAAAGCGUCCAUUUUUUUUUUUUUUCUGCGGAAUCGAACUCCGGGUGACCGAUCCCGCCCUUGCUUACUUCUCUAUGCAAUGGUGGUCUGCAAAUGCCGCAAGGCGACAAAGUUAUAUUGUUUUGUGCACAAGGUUCCUGUUUGUGGAGAAUGCAUAUGCUUUCCUGAGCACCAAAUAUGCGUGAUUCGUACUUACUCAGAAUGGGUAAUAGAUGGAGAGUAUGACUGGCCUCCCAAGUGUUGCAAAUGCGAAGCUGUGCUUGAGGAGGGGGCUGGCUCUGAAACCACUCGGUUGGGUUGCUUACAUGUCAUACACACAAAUUGCUUGGUUUCACAUAUCAAAAGCUUUCCUCCGCACACUGCCCCCGCUGGCUUUGCAUGUCCUUCAUGUUCUACAUCUAUAUGGCCUCCCAAGAGUGUUAAAGAUUCAGCAUCCCGUCUUCAUUCACUGCUGAAGGAGGCUAUUAUGCAGACUGGCAUGGAGAAGAAUUUGUUUGGAAAUCAUCCUGUUUCUGUGCCUACAAUAGAACCGCGUGGUCCUCCACCUGCAUUUGCUUCAGAUCCACUGAUAAAUGUAUCCUCAACUGGAGGAAGAGAGUAUGAUGGGAAUUCAUCACCCUCUGUGGCAAAAGAUGGACACUCAGCUGUUGGAGGAUCUUCUAAACUUACCGUAACUGAAAUAAUGGAGAUAGAUGGUCCUAGUUCAGCAUACACGAAAACUUCAAGUCCUGUUGCUCCUGUGGCUACAACACGAAAAAGUACAGUUCAUGUUGAUCGACAAAACUCUGAAAUCUCAUAUUAUGCAGAUGAUGAAGAUGGAAAUCGUAAAAAGUAUUCUCGGAGGGGUCCACUUCGUCAUAAGUUUCUUAGAGCAUUGAUUCCCUUCUGGUCAAGUGCAUUACCAACUCUACCGGUGACUGCACCUCCACGUAAAGAUGCAUCAAUUGCAGAUGAUGUCCCAGAGGGUAGGUUGAAGCAUCAAAGAUCAACACGGAUGGAUCCAAGAAAAAUCCUUCUUCUCAUAGCAAUCAUGGCCUGCAUGGCUACUAUGGGUAUUCUGUAUUACAGAAUUGCACAAAGGGCCCUUGGCAAUGGACUAGCCGAUGACGAGCAGCAGUAACUAUUUAAAAUUGUGAUGAAAUUGGAGGACAUUAUGUUUCUUGCUUCUACAAAUCAUGUUGGUUAUUGCUAUUGCUGCUACUAUACCUGCCUUUUUCUCUGCUCAGCCCCAUCUUAUCUUUGCCCUGCAAAGAGCAUUGGUGGAAAACACAAGUAGAUUGCGGAGAAUUCAUCACCCAUUCGCCCCACCUUUUAAAAUUUUUUUAUUUGGUGUGGAUACAAAAAAAAAAAAAAAUCUAUUUAGUGAAGUUAAAACUGAAAGUUACAUAGCUUUUCUUGGCCUUUUUCUGACCUGUUUUUUUUUUUUUUAACGUUUGCCCCCUGUUUUGGAGUUGAAAUGAAUAACAUUUUAAAGGCGAAAAUGUUUUGUUUGAACGGAGUUAAUUUGUAAUUAUCGGUUAAGUUAAAAUUCCUUAAUCCAGUGGAUUAGAUCUCUGAAUUAUUAUUAAGCUAAAAUUAUGGUCGUUGGGUAUUGUUUCAAACAAUUAGGUAAGUUGGUGUCCUUUGUGCUUAGUCCUUUAAUAAUGAACACUGAACUCCGUUUCUUAAAUAAUUACGAUUUGUCCCCUUAAAUAUGUGACAAAUUAUAAUUAGUCUUCCAUUAUUCCAAUUAGAUUUUUAUAAAAACGUCAGUUAUAAAACAACUUAAAAAUUGCU